Molecule: messenger RNA, 855 nt
Organism: Aspergillus bombycis
Lineage: Eukaryota; Fungi; Ascomycota; Eurotiomycetes; Eurotiales; Aspergillaceae
Product: oxidoreductase, 2OG-Fe(II) oxygenase family
Exons: 2
Coding region: 1-855 (284 amino acids)
Biological process (GO): peptidyl-proline hydroxylation to 4-hydroxy-L-proline
Cellular component (GO): endoplasmic reticulum
Molecular function (GO): L-ascorbic acid binding; procollagen-proline 4-dioxygenase activity; iron ion binding
Source: RefSeq, a predicted model, not a curated record
AUGCUAAAACUCUCAACAAUCCUCGGCUCUCUCUUCUACCUCCUCCCGAUCUACAUCUUCCUCAUCGCCCCCGCCCUCCGCCAACUCUUCCCCCCUUCCGAAGAAGACAUCGCCUUCGACCUAGACGAUGACGCCGCCGACCUCGAAGGUCCAAUCCUGAACGGCACCAUCCUCAGUCUAGAUGAUGGCAUUGAAGCCACCUGUCACCCGGACAAUUACCGGGUUCAUCUCCUCCGUCGCGACCCAUUGGUAAUCUACAUCGAGGAUUUCCUCAGUUCCGAGGAAGCCGACCAUCUCGUCGAGCUCGGCCAAGAAACGUACACUCCCUCCAUAAUCUUCGACGGCACAACGGAAAGAGUCGACCCCAACACCCGGCUCUCCGACCGCGCUCUCCUCCCCCGCACCAACACCGUCCGCUGUCUCGAGAACCGCGCAAAGGCCUUCCAAGGCUGGCAACCGCACCUGUAUAUCGAGCGCAUGUGGGCCCAGCGGUACAACGCCUCCGGCCACUACCGGCACCACUAUGACUGGGCGGGCUCGAGCGCGCGCGGCGGCGACCGCGCCAGUACGUUCAUGGUGUAUCUCGGGGAUGAGUGUACGGGCGGUGGGACGAAUUUCCCGCGGUUCAAGAGGCCGAGGGAUGAGAAGUGGUGUCGGUUUGUGGAGUGUGAGAAUGAGGCGGAGGGGGUGACGUUUCGGCCGAUCAAGGGGAAUGCGAUCUUUUGGGAGAAUCUGAGACCAGAUGGGAGUGGGUAUUUGGAGACGUGGCAUGCCGCGUUUCCGGUGACGGAGGGGACGAAGAUUGGGUUGAAUAUUUGGAGUUGGCAUCAACCGCCGAAAAGGAGGAGGGUGUGA